Molecule: messenger RNA, 4566 nt
Organism: Ectocarpus sp. CCAP 1310/34
Lineage: Eukaryota; Phaeophyceae; Ectocarpales; Ectocarpaceae
Source: the annotation of a GenBank genome assembly
AUGCGGCUACCGAUACUGCUGCUACAGCCCAUUUUUCUCGCUGCAUUGGCGAACUUGGACCUCCCCGGGGCUGCGGCGCUCACGACCGUACUGGACCAGCGAGGAUUCCCGUUGCUCCAGGCGCCGGGAGCAGAGGACCACAGAUUUCCCAGGGGCGAAGACACUCAGACUUGCGGCCAAGGAAGCGGAGGUGGACUGCAACGGGUCGACUUAGUCCAUAUUGGCACGUUCGUUGUGCAACACGCAUCAACUGUUGUCAAGCCAUCAUCUUCUUCUCGGAGGUGGGGUGAGUCUACAACGAGCCAUCUGCCCGACAAUGUACUAGAAUUGCUCGCUGGACGUGAGGUUAGGACCCGGCCUGGAAGCGGCGAGAAUAAAGACGGUACUGACGGAGGGUCGGCGGCUAUCUCGCCUGGAGCGAUGGAGCCCUUGAUUUUGCUGAACGGACACGUCUGCACCAUUCUCUCACUAGGCGAACCAAGCAUUGGCGGUCUCGGAAGCGAAGGAGCCUACUUCCUGUUGCAAGAGCCGUACGCCUGGGAGUCUGACGAGGAAGCGGAAGGCUUCGUUUUGCCGCCGUGGAUGUGGGACGCCGUCGGCGGUGAAAUGGGUGGAGGAAGUUUGCUGAUGACACAGGCACCCAUCGCCAACAAUAUCGGGGGUUCGUCAUGUUGGCCUCCCCACCGGAAAGGCAACUACUCCGACCACAUCGCAAGCGUCGACGAAUACCGCGUCGGCAAGGGCAGCAGUAACAUCGGGCGAGAUGGAUGUUUCGAGCCUUUCCUGCAGCUAGCGUCGUGGGGGCAAGGGCGUUUCAAUCCCCUCGCCCAGUUCGCGUCCCGGGAGCUGCUGCUUGGAGGUGUCAGCGGAGGCGAAAGACGAAGCGCACCGACAGAAGCCCCGCUGGGCACCCGGCCAGCGGGAAAGAACACCACGGGCGGCAAUGUCAUGCAUGCCAUCCGCACAAGAGAGGGGGGCCUGAAGAUAGCCCCUGCCGGGGACCUCCACCUGCAGUCGGGGAUCGCCCGAGCCGGCGGAGAGGUGUUGGGCGGAGACGUGCACGUAGCGGCGAGAGGCGAGCACGGCUUGAUACGUCUUCGCUCCGGGUCACUGGAAUGGUCACCAGACUCACCGUCGCUGCCAGAUUGUCCUUCUUCUGAUUGCCAUCCCCGAGGCGCUGUAGCGUCGCUCAGGGUCGAUGACGGUACGCUGGAGGCUACCGGGUUCUCGGAAGCGUUAAGGCUAAGCUCGGCCAGAUCUUUCGAAGUAGCGAUCGCGGCUGCUAGCGAAGAGAAGAAGGAGGGAGGGCAAAACGAUGGUAUCGGGCACGGGCAGGGGGGCGGGGUGGGCGAGGGACCGCAUCAACACGGGUUUUCGUCGGGAUCAGGUUCAGAGACGAAGGCGGCGCUGCUGAAAGGGGACGCUGGGUCGUUGAACACGAGCGCGGGGGUGGUGAACGUCGAGGUGCAGGGAUCGUGGGUCAUCGCCAAAAAACUAGUGGCAUUUGGCUUGGCACAAGAACGCGCUCCGGGAGGGGGAUACCUCACCCUAACGGUCGAAACAGCUACGAUCGGAGGCCCGCAAGGCGGAGAGGGCGGAGGCGCAUUGCUCGAGGCUGAUGACGAGGUGCGGCUGCGAGUCAGCAACUCGUCUCUUCUCCGCGUUUCGGCCGCCGAGGUUUCCCUGCAGACCCCUGCUAUCGUCCUCCGCUCUUCUUCGCCACUCACGGCGGCGGCCGCGGGGAUGGGAGGAGCAGCGGCGGCCUCCAGCAACGGCGAUGGACGUGACCCCGCCCCCCUCCAACAGCCGCCGCCAACGACCGGCCGCCAAGACCCCGGCAUCCGCGGACCCGGCCCGACGGCAGCGGCGGAGCUGAGCCUGGAUGACAGCGGCGAUGUCGCGGUGGCCGCUUCGGGGUCCAUCGGAAUGGAAACCCCCGGUGCGUUCGUCCAGCUGUCCGGUCGCCGUAGCGGUGGAGACGGUCUGGCGGCGAGUGGACGCGACGACGGGGAGGGUCUUGAUCGUGGUGGGUUGCUCGUGGCUGAAGCCGGAGAUGUGCGGAUAAUAGCGUCGGCCGGAGUGUCCGUCGUUGCCACCGACGGAGAUGAUGCGCGGGCUUGUGCAGAACAGGGGGCGAGCAACGGGACAGCCGCCGCCGGCGGUCGCCUCGAGGUGUUCCCGGGAGGAGUCUCGGCGGCGGGAGCAUCGACGAGCCUUGACGCGUCGGAACGCGUCGCACUUCGAGUCGGCGGCCUAGCCAAGCGUCGCACUGCCGUCAGCUCUGAAAGCGAUGGGGGGGUGCAGUCGGCGGCGGAACGAGAGGAGGUGGAAUCGUCAGCGAUUGUAGAGUUGGGCGACUGGGGGGUUCGGGUGAGUCUGAGGUGGCUUUUGAAGCCUCUUUCCGUCACUGCUAUGUCUCUCCUGCUCAAGAGCAGCACGAUCCUCCUUAAUGCGGGAUCCCGGCUGGUCUUCGUGGCUCCCCAACUGGCAAUCUCGCACGUGGGAGGCGGAGGCGCCGGCGUGGGCGAAGAGGGGUCAGCAAGGAGACACAGAGCGGCGGGCUCCAGUACCAUAAUCGAAGAUCCUUUCAGCGAUGCCGGCGGCGGCGGCGGCGGCGGGCUGUGGUCGGACGGGUUGGCCCUGACAGGAAGGGCAGACGAAAGGGUGCUGCUGCAGGCCGGUUUAAGGUCUACGUCGGAGAGCGGCGGGAAAUUCGAGUCGGCAACCGCCGUCACAGCUGCAAAGAAGGCGCCCAAGACCGUGCCGGUAGUCAUAUCUCGGUCGAAGAGAGCUGGAUACACCUUUGUGCCGGAGGGGGUGGAGACAAUUCCCUGCCAGCACUAUCCUCGUCCCGAACGGCAUCGGCAACGGCAGAAUCAACGGCAGCGGAGACUGUCGCCCGAGGAGGAGGCGGGAGUGGGUGUACCGGUGGCCUCGGUGGCGGGGAAGGACCUUCGGCUUCGAGCGGAGGGAAGCAUCCAGAUCUCGUCCCCGAACGACACCUCCUUGUAUUCGCCGCGCGGCAUCCUUCUCUCGGGCUCAUCCCCCCGCAACGACGGCGGCGGCGGCGGCGGCGGCGAUGGAACCCCAUCGGCUGACCACAAGGAGAGCCCAUCGCUUGACGGGGCGGGACUCGGACGGAAGGGGCACAAUGGUCUAGGACUUGGGCAGGAGGAGGGGGGGCACGUACUCCUCGCGCCCGGGGCCGGGAGCGGGGUGGGGAUCGGCCGUGGUUUUUCGUCGCGACACUUGGCGAGGGCUGCAGCAGGGACUAUACCCACCCUGCUCUACGUGACAAACGCCACCGACCACCCUACCAGUCACCAGCGGCAGCGCAUGGCUCCCUCGCUCGAUGCUCUCGUUGCUAUGGAGUCCUCGGGCGGGGACGCAGGCGUGUCUGUGCUUUCACCUCGAGGAAGCGGCGGCCUGGAGGUUCGGCACCAUCUGGAGGGACCCGGGGGGGAUACGCUCGUGCUUGAGCUUGCCUCAAGUCCCGGCCGCGUCGUCGGCGACGCCCGUGGCAGGUGGGGCAUCGGUGCCGUGCCCGAUGCGGACGCCACGGGCGUGCCGCCACAGCUCUCGGCCGCGCUGCACGUGUUCGCCGCCGUUUCCCUGCCGACAGUGGCUGCGCCGUCGGGACUAGAGAGCGGGGAGCCGACCAUGCCACCGGUGGCCUCUGUCUUGGUGGAAUCGCCCGCAGGCUCUGCGGGAGUGAUGCAGAUGCUCAGCGUCGGCGGUAGUAGGAGUAGGCCGUCGGUGCCCGAGCUGUCUCCGGCCCCGGACAACACGAUAGUCCUCAGCUCGAGACAUUCAGGAGAUACCCAAGAGGGAAGCACGCACAACCAUUGGGUGAUGUCUCAGCUGGCUGCCGGCCGAGACAAGAAGGCAGGGUCAGCGUCCCGACCUCAGUGGACCGACCCCCAGGCGGACCAAUCCUCGUGGGCGGGAGGCAUGACCCUGACUCACGUCAUUGCAGGAUCUCCUGGAGGAGAUCACGGCGGCGUGGCGGCGAGGCCGGCGGUUGCCUUUGGAGUGGACGGGCGUGCGGGCUUCGGGACCUGCUCGACGGGAGCUAGGGUGACUGUCGGUGGCGCUCUGGUGGCCGAGCAGGUGCUCGUGUUGUCAGACGAGGGCAUGGUCAGAGACGUCGACAGCCUCGGGGCCCAGGGCAAGAGUCAAGCAAUGGAGGUCGUCCGAGAGGUGGACGUGGUGACCUUCGGCUGGACGAAGCAAGCCUCGUUAUCUUACGGCCUCGACCUAGAGGUUCGGCAGCUAGGGAUUAUUGCCCAGCAGGUGGAACGGGAGAAGAGAUCGGCAUCAUUGGCCUGGAGGGACGUAGCCACCGGGAGGAAGGCCGUGUCACAUUCACGGCUUCUCGCCACUCUUGUAGCCGCGUUUCAGCACCUUGACGCCUCCAUCCAAGCAAACGGGAUUAUUCGAGACGCUCGCCUUCAGGAGCUCGAAAGAGCGUCGGCCUCCGCGCAAGAGAGCUCUGAGCAUAUCUCCAACCGCUUGGGAGCGGUGGAAGCGAUGGCGAAAAGGGGGCUUGAUUCAUUGCUGGUGUGA